CUGUUUGUGUUGAGGGUCCAGGAGCUAACUCCAGGUGUUUUGGGCAUGCCAGAAAUGCUCCCUAUCACAUGCUAUUUGAUUACUUAGUUUAAAAUGGUGCAAAAGUCUAUAUAAAUGAGAUGCUUGAUGACCUACAGCCACUGUCUUGACAUCAUGCUUCCCCAGUUCCUGAUAGUGUUCCUGGUGUGUGGGUACAUUGAGGGAUCACCAAGGACGGUGGAUCCACUGUGGACCUGCCCUACAUCGCCUCAGGCAUGUGUCCCGAUGUCUCCAUCCCAGUACCCAGCCCACGAGUGUCAGGUAGACGGGGACUGCGAGGCUGGAGCCAGGUGCUGUUACUCGGGAUGUACACGAAGAUGUCUUCUGCCUGAUCCUUGUGACAAAGUGAUUUGCAAGACUGGAUAUUCGUGUCUAGUUCGAGACACACCCUGUUCAAAGCCACCGUGCCAAAAAGAGGCUACCUGUGUCCCAGAAACCCAGGUGCGGUGUCCUCAGUUAAAUUGUGCCACUACCACGUGUCCAGCUGGUCAAUCACGUGUGGUAGACAGUACCGGAUGUCAGACGUGUCAGUGUGAAGCAAAGAAAGCAUGUAUUCGCAACUGUGUUUUAUUUUGUAGCUAUGGCAACGUGCUGGACUCAAACGGUUGUCCUACUUGUAAAUGUAUACCUGAGCCUGAACAUCCCUGCACAAAAAUGAGUUGCGCCAGUACACAAGAAUGUCGACUUGUAAAGAGCAACUGUGAGAGAGCACCUUGCAAGCCAAUAGCUACAUGUGUCCCAAAGUCAAAAGUCUACUACGACAAUACGUGCAGUUUCAAGGAUAAGACCACGGCAGGCUACCCUGUGGUUGACAAUGUCACAGAAAUAGACUGCUUACAAAAACCUUGUAGCGAUGGUACAGUGUGUACGCAACUGGGCACCAACUUGAACAGAUGUUGUUGGCAACACACGCAAGAGAAAGUCCUAGAACCACCAAAAGUUGGAGAAUGUCCCCAAGAAUACAUGCUAGACGGAACUGAGAUGUCGCAAACCUGCGAAAUUGAUGCCCAGUGCCCAGGUGACCAGAAAUGCUGCUACCGAGAUAUGAGGCCUGGAACUGUUCGAUUCUACGGCGGUUGCUUCACCCCAAUUCACAAGAUUGUUGAGAAUGCUGCAGAAUUUUGCAGCAAGAAUCCGAUUCUGUACUAUGUCUUUAACUCAGUGGGACUUUGCUAACUUUUCUAAUACAAGAGAAUACUUGAGUUAACUUUUCUAAGACAAGAGAAUACUUGAGAUAACUUUUCUAAGACAAGAGAAUACUUGAGCUAACUUUUCUAAUACAAGAGAAUACUUGAGCUAACUUUUCUAAUACAAGAGAAUACUUGAGUAAACUUUCAAAUAUAAAAGUAA
This is a messenger RNA of Biomphalaria glabrata, 1389 nucleotides long. RefSeq names its product keratin-associated protein 9-2-like. The transcript is spliced from 9 exons. The record is from RefSeq and is a predicted model, not a curated record. Gene Ontology annotation, cellular component: extracellular region. The coding region runs from base 115 to 1215 and encodes 366 amino acids. Gene Ontology annotation, molecular function: serine-type endopeptidase inhibitor activity. Lineage: Eukaryota; Metazoa; Mollusca; Gastropoda; Planorbidae.